Pneumocystis murina B123 is the source of this 1107-nucleotide messenger RNA. RefSeq lists its product as hypothetical. The coding region runs from base 1 to 1107 and encodes 368 amino acids. The record is from RefSeq and is a predicted model, not a curated record. NCBI's taxonomy places the organism in Eukaryota, Fungi, Ascomycota, Pneumocystomycetes, Pneumocystales, Pneumocystaceae. The transcript has 6 exons.
AUGAUAUUGAAUGAUAUAAUAAUACACAAUAUUAUUAGAAAGAGAAUACUUAAUAAUAGUUUAAAAAAAAAAAAUAAAAAGGAUAUUUUUUGGGUUUUUUUAAAAGAUUCUAUUUGUGAAACUAUAUGGAGAAUAAGAAGAAUCUAUAAAAGAAUUUAUAGAAUUGUAUCACAUAAGACAUCUAUUUGCAGAAUUUUAGAUUCAUAUAUAUCAUUGGAAGAAUCGUCGUUGAAAUGGGGGGAGGAAAGACGGAAAAUUUGGAAUAUUGAAGAAAAUAAGAAGUUAGAAAGUUUAGUUUGGAAUAUUUAUGUAGAAUUAUGUUUGUCAGUAUCUGUUUAUAGUGAAUGGAAGGAUUUGCUCUAUAGAGCAGGAAGUUUAGAUUCAUUUGAAGAAAUCAAGUUUAUUGAUACGGUGAUUACGUCAAUUUUAUUAAAGAAAAAAAUAGAGUACAGUUAUAGAGAAGAUAUGUGUUCCAAACAAUGCCUCUGUUUACGUUAUUCAGUUAUGAGUAUUUUUUUUAUUCAGAAAGAAAAAAAAAGUAUAAUGCAAAAAUGUCUUACAGAGGUUGAAUAUUAUCAAAAUCAAAAAAUGUUUGAAGAAAUAUGGGAUGCACUAAUUGUAAGUGGAAAAGGAAUACAAAAUAAUAAAAAAAAUUGGGUGAUGUUAGGUUUUCAAGGAGAUGAUCCUAGUACAGAUUUUAGAUCUAUGGGAAUUUUUGGACUACAAUUACUACAUCACUUUGUAUUAACACAAAAUGAAUACACUAAAAUCAUGAUAUCGGAAUCUAGAUCAAAUCAUACUGACAUUAACCUUCCUUGGUAUUCUUUUGCACUUGCUGCUAUAAAUAUCCUGGCAUACAUUAUAGAUUUAAUGAAUGAAAACAGACUCGAAAGAAUUUUUAUUCAGUGCUACAAUUAUAGCGUAUAUGUCGAAGAAACUAUAAAACAUUUAUUUUGUUAUACAUUUAUUUCUUUUCAUCAUUUUUGGAGACAUCAAGUCUCCACAAAAAAUGUCAGGACAGUUUUCGACUUCGAACGUUGUUUAAAACGUUUCAAAAAAGAAACAAGGGAUGACAUAACAAUGGGUAACAAUAUGUUUAAAUUUUAA